AAAAUUGCAAAAGUUUGGCCACGAAGAGUGUCGUCAUAGUUUGUUGACCUUUGACCGCCCGUUGCUAUGUACCGGGGGACGCUAUGUUAUGGUUGCCGUGGUUCAUUCAUUCCCCCAAGCGUGCGAAGCGCGGCAGAGCAACAGUUGGAUUAACCGCAGUGAACGAGCAGCUUGGCCUUUUCAACGGCCAACUACAGGCGCUGUCUGAAGCAUUUAAUUGCGGCAACAAGUCGGAAAUUGUUAGGUUGAACCAGGUGGCGGGAAAAAUCCACGUGUAGCGACAAUGUUGGUGAGCAACACAGGGCGGUUUCGCGACAGGAACCCUGACAUCAGCGCAGCUGGAAAGUUAUGGCCGAUGGGAGGCACUGCAAAAGGCUGUUUGGAACCUCCCCCUUCUAGAGUACGGACACCAAAAAUAGUAAAGAAGUACAUCAACACAACACGUCCGGACGCCGGUGUGACGCGGGUGUUCUAUGGGAAAGCGGGAGACGAGUUUCUGACGCGGGCUGCGGAGAUGAGACACGGGCUCAGCACAAAGCCGUCUCUCACGGCAGGGCAGCUGGCCAACCCCUGGCCAAAGACGUUGUUCCAGCACAGACUACUGGACAAGCGUGAGGGCCUCUACUCCAGCCAUCAGAAGGCUCCCCUGGGGAGAACACACGACCAAACCCCCAACAUACCCUCCUGGUUUUACCCAGAGUCAACUACAUGUGGGGUCAAGACAUUAAAAGACUAUACAGCAACAGAAAUUGUCAACCCUCCUAAGUCCUGGAGAAAAGUGAAGGAGGAGGAUCUAGUAGGAAAGGACCUGUACAAGUUGUCCCACUCGGAUUACGAUGUCGGCGAGAGCUACGACCGAAAAUACGACUGGAGUCAAAUCCCAAAGACGAGCAUGUUUGGCGUGGAGACACCACACUUUGUUGAUGGCCGCAACGUGAGAAAGACUCUAAAGUGGCUGCAUGAUGUGGAAAGUGAAAAAGCGACCAAGAUUGUGUCUAAGAGAGUGGAUGACUUCAGGGAACGUACGCAGCCUCAACUUGCAAUGGUUCACGACCCUAUCAAAGACACUUUGAAUGUUGGACCUGACCACACGUUUGGGACUUUGGUCAAGCCUGAUGAAUAUGGUGCAGGAGACCUUAUCCACUGCAGAGCGCCUAACGAUUACCUACGUGGCCGUGACAGGGAAAGGGGCAUCGUGGCCGCCAUCCGACAGCAUCUAAAGAAGGCCAACUACCACAACUUUGACAGCCUGCUUGACGCAUUCAGACAUUAUGAUAGGGACAGAGCAGGGGUGAUCACGAUAGCCCAGCUGAGAGAGGUCUGUGCCCAGUUCAGCCUUCCCAUCGAACCAGAGCUCAUGGAACUGCUCUUCAACUACUGCGACGUCAACAGAGAUGGCGUCAUCGACUAUGAGGAAUUUGCCAACUUCUUGAACUGGAAGGACAAGAUGCCAAGUGGUUUAAACACAGCAAGAAAAGGAAGCCUGGAAGGUGCAGUGGAGGAAGGAGAGCUCUCACCUGAGUCGACCCCUAAGAUAUUGAUGAAGCAGAUCGACCACGCCAUUGGUCAGCAUCGCACCUCCAACUCCAUAUAUGGAUCUGUCAACCUGGGGACCAAAGGUUUCCGAGCUUAUGGCAUCCCCACCGUCAGGAGUGACUUACCUGCGCCCCUGAUCAAGCGCGUGAGCGACAGGAAGAACUACGGCGACGAGUCCAACGCUUACGGCCUGGUCAACCCCAGCAUCUACAGCAACCAUGGCGUACACGAGAAGGACUUCUUUGAGGCCAGGCCCAAAGCUGAGAUUGCCUACAUCUUUAAGAGCAUUGGUGUCGACAUGGAUGAAAAGACAUUUGAUGACCUUUGGGAACAGGCGUCCAGUCGCCAUCCGCAAGGUCGGGUCAGCGUGGAAUCGUUCCGAAGCUUGUUGGAUGAGGCGAGAGUAGCGCAGAUGCACGCGGAGGAACAGCAUGCGAUGCGGGAAAGUUCAAGAGACCUCGUGGUUCCCUUGUACAGUUAGAGUGGAUCGUCCAAUGUGGCUCCAGGGAUCUUCAAAGUUUAGUAGGAUAACUGUUCCUCUCGUGUUGAUAAAGGUUGAACUCAUACACAUAAAAUAUGUAUCUAAUCAGAACUGCAGCCCUGUAUCUUCCAAGUUCAGCAUUAUGUUAAAAAUACUUGUAUAUAUUGCACGAUUUUAAUACUCUAUUUUCAGUAUUACCUUUCCUCUACACUUGUUUGACUCACUCACAUUUGGUGUAUUUUGUAGGCAUCUAUGCAUGCUGUUAGGGUACCUUUAUGACAAGAGUUCUGAACCUUCUAUCCCUUUAACAAUACAGAUUAGGUGCCAAAAGGCUACUUUAGCAGGGCUAAGGUUUUGAGUACUCUGUUCCAAGUGUUACUGCCGACUGAGAUUUGAAGUUUAAAGUCAUCUGCUGCUACAUAUUGCUGUCGCAAAGCCGAUGUGAGAUUCCCAUGACUUUUAAACUUCCAUGUAAACUAUUUGUGAAUACAUUUUCUAUUAUUCUCUAUUUGAGGGUGGAAAGGACGUGAAAUGUACAGAUGAAUUUGUUCUGAGUUUUGAACAUGGUUCCAAGAGAUUUUGACAGAUGAUUGAGAUUGUUUAUAUUUAGUGUGAAAGUAAUGGCCAAAACCCAAAGUAAACAUAUAUUUGGAUACUAACAUUUGAUGUCUAUCGUCUACAAUAUAUAAAACAGUGUUACAUGCUAAUGCUACGACUUAAGCGUUGCUAGCUAUUCAAGUGUUACAACUUCAUCAUAUCAAUAAAGACAGUAGACAGGACUGUUGGCACAUUAUAUAUUGUUACAGCUUCUGAAUGCUUUUGUACAGUUUUGUAUGCAUUUGUGACUGACGACCUGUAAGAAAAAAUACAAAUAUGCAACAUA
Messenger RNA from Branchiostoma floridae (Florida lancelet), 2900 nucleotides. Its product is annotated as EF-hand domain-containing family member B-like. The record is from RefSeq and is a predicted model, not a curated record. Gene Ontology annotation, molecular function: calcium ion binding. Lineage: Eukaryota; Metazoa; Chordata; Leptocardii; Amphioxiformes; Branchiostomatidae. The coding region runs from base 284 to 2017 and encodes 577 amino acids. The transcript is spliced from 12 exons.